Molecule: messenger RNA, 3794 nt
Organism: Taeniopygia guttata (zebra finch)
Lineage: Eukaryota; Metazoa; Chordata; Aves; Passeriformes; Estrildidae
Source: RefSeq, a predicted model, not a curated record
GGACACGGGCAUGGGGAGGUGGCACAGACGUGGGAAAGGGGACAGAAAGGAAGAGGUGGCGCACACGCUCGCAGGUGGCACACAGAUGGGGAGGUGGCACAAACACACACACGAGGAGGUGGCACAGACACACACACACACAUUAUCGCGGGGACACCGGCGGGCAGAGCCAAGCCCUCCGAGCCCCGUGGCUCCUCCCGGGGGAGCGGCCAGCGCGGGGAGCGCUCCCGGAGCGGCUGCGGGAGGGGAGCGGCAGGCUCCUGCUCCAGCAGGAGAACAGCGCUGGAGCCGCGGCACGUUCAGCAUGGAAGCCGUUCCCGGUGAGGAGAACUCCUCUGUGCUGCCCAACGCCACGGAGAACGGGACGCUCCCGGAGCCGCCCCCGUUCCAGUACAUCCACAAGGUGCUGAUCCCCAUCUGCUACCUGCUGGUGUGCGCCGUGGGGCUGAGCGGCAACGCCCUGGUCAUCUACGUGGUGCUGCGCCACGCCAAGAUGAAAACGGUCACCAACAUCUACAUCCUCAACCUUGCCGUGGCCGACGUGCUCUUCAUGCUGGGCCUGCCCUUCCUGGCCACCCAAAACGCCAUCUCCUACUGGCCCUUCGGCUCCUUCCUCUGCCGCCUGGUGAUGACCGUGGACGGCAUCAACCAGUUCACCAGCAUCUUCUGCCUGACGGUGAUGAGCAUGGACCGCUACCUGGCUGUGGUGCACCCCAUCAAAUCCACCAAGUGGAGACGCCCCAGGGUGGCCAAGCUCAUCAGUGCCACGGUCUGGACCUUCUCCUUCUUGGUGGUGCUGCCCGUGAUCAUCUUCUCGGACGUGCAGGAGGACUUCCAGACGUGCAACAUGAACUGGCCGGAGCCGGUCAACGUCUGGUCGGCGGCGUUCAUCAUCUACACCUCGGUGCUGGGCUUCUUCGGCCCUUUGCUGGUCAUCUGCCUGUGCUACCUGCUGAUCGUGGUCAAGGUCAAGUCCUCGGGGAUCCGCGUGGGCUCCACGCGGCGCCGCCGGUCGGAGCGCAAGGUCACCAGGAUGGUGGUGAUCAUCGUGGUGGUCUUCGUGUUCUGCUGGCUGCCCUUCUACACCAUGAACAUCGUCAACCUGAUCCUCAUCCUGCCCGCCGACCCCGUCCUGGAGGGGCUCUACUUCUUCAUGGUGGUGCUGUCCUACGCCAACAGCUGCGCCAACCCCAUCCUCUACGGCUUCCUCUCCGACAACUUCAAGCAGAGCUUCCAGAAGGUUCUGUGCCUCCGGAAGGGCGAUGGAGCGGAGGAUGGAGACCCCGUAGAGCACAGGCAGGAGAACAGCAGCCGCCUGCAGGAGUCCAUGCUGACCCAGAGGAACGCAGAGUUCAACGGGCACAUGCAGACCAGCAAGGUCUGAGGGCGUGGCCCGGCACUGCGGAGUCUCCUGGAGGACUUGGGGACUUCAAGGUUCACGCAAAAGGGAAAUGUGGAGCCCUGGAAGCUCCAACAAAUGUACACAGAGGGCUCUUCCCUGCUCUUCCCAGCUGGAAGUGCCAAGCUCUCGUGGUGUCCUGAUGGAUCCGAUGUCUGGGACCACUUUGGGUGCUUCAGGGAAUGAUUUCCAGGCUUUGUACCCCUCUAGUGAUGCAAACCAACACUAAGCCAGCUCUAAUUCCCUUGUUAAGAUUGGUUUAAGGCUGCUUUGCACUGUUGGGAUCAGCUGCGAGCUGCAAACAGCUCAGCUGGGAUCCUUGGGAAUUCUUCAAGGGGAUUUCUGAAAGGAAAAUGAGAUUUCUUCAGAGUUUCAUGCAAAAAAGCACCAGCACUGCUCUGGAAAUGGGAUUUGAUGUGCUGGGUGCUGCCUUUGAUUUUUUUCCUGUCAUUAACCCAUCCCAGGGAGCCAGAACAGCCAGGAACCCUUCAAACACAGCCAGAAAGGAUAAAAAACCCAGAUUAGGAGAACAAUUCUGGAAAGGAAUCAGUGUAGCCAUGACAUUUCCACCUUCCCACCCCAUGAAAUGUGCUGCGACCUCGUUGUUGUGAUGUCAGUGCUGAUGGCCGUGGGCUCCUGGGGAGAUUUUGUGUCCAUUCCUUGGUUCUGAGUGUAAAUCUGGACUCAAAACUGCAUUUCCAGAAAUUCCCAGCUCAAUCACCUCUGAGUGUAAAUCUGGAUUUAAAACUGCAUUUCCAGAAAUUAAACCUAGCUCAAUCACCUAUGAGUGUAAAUCUGGAUUUAAAACUGCAUUUCCAGAAAUUAAACCCAGCUCAAUCUCCUCUGUGUGUAAAUCUAGACUCAAACCUGUGUUUCCAGAAAUUAAGCCCAGCUCAACCCCCUCCUGACUGAUGCAGUUGCCAGGCGAUGUUUGUGCCUCAAUCCUGGAGGUUUUUCCCAACUUUAAUGAUUCCAUAAUUCCAUUUAUUCUCUUGGAUGUGACACUCCCAAAGCCAGGAACUCACUGGGCACACCGAGAUGCAAGCACAGGAUGCACCCAGAGCCUGGCUGGGACCAUGAGUAAUUUACUCCCAGGUUUCUCCCAGUAGCAGGCAGUGCUCACCUGCCCUACAGCACAUUCCACAUCCCAGCACAGCCAGGUUUAACUGGUUAAUUAAUAAAAUUAACUUUUACAGUUGGUUUGGUGUGAGCUGGGCUGUGAUUCCCUCUGUUUUCCACCUGAAAUGAUUCCUCCUGGAAGCUCCUGAGUGGGAAAUGACUGGAAAGCUCAAGGUCGGGCAGGAAAAUCUGCUUUGGAAAGAAAAAGGGUUUUAAUAAACUCAGAUUUCUGGGAAGGAGUUAAACCCUGGCUUGGGCAGAGCAAAGAGCAUUUCUCCCCUCUUUCCAUGGGGUUUGAGCAAAUCCUUGGAAUUAACCAAGGGAAGUUUUAUCCAGAGGGAACAGACCCUGGAAAAGAGGUGGAUGAACCUGGGCCUUGUUUUCCAUGUGCUCCAGACCGAUCCCACCUCUUUUCCCAUCCCCUCAGAUCAGGAUGGGGAUCCCAAUUCCCAGAAAACAGAAAUUCCAGCCAGCCCAUCCAACAUUCCCAUUGGUAAUGCUGCAAUCCAUCAUAUUUAAGGAGUAAAUUUAGUAAAGUUGUCAAUGCCCCAAUUCCCAGGAAAAUUCCCUUUCCAGCCAGCAGCUCCCUGGGGAAUUCAGUGCCGUGGGAAUGAUGCUUUGGAGGAAUUUUUUUUUUUUUUCCCAGCCCAAGGAAUUUUUUCUGGGAGCAGCUCCUGCAGAUCAUCUCUCCCAGUGCCACUCAGCCUUUGCUCCAUGGAAUUCUCUCCUCACCCUAAAAAAUCUUUCCUCAGACCUGGAAGCUCCUCUGGCUUUUCCCUGAAUCCCAAACGCCAUUCCUGGGCUUCUCCUGGCAGCUUGGCAGUGGAAUUUUGAGGAGCCAGCUGAGCUGCCAACGUCCCUGCACACAUUCCAUCAAAACAUGUCAUCCUUCCACAAAGACUGACAAAUUCCCGGGAAAAUCUGUCCUCCCAGCCAGCCCUUCCCAGGAGGCUCCAGACAGCAUCGACACUCCCCAGAUCCUUGUUUUUCUCCACACAUUCCAACCCCAAUCCUUCAUCCCCAGGGAUUGAAUGACAUUUUUAAUACCUCGACAGACAAUCCUUCCAAAUUCCAGCUUAUUCAGCUUUUCCUUUGAUUCAUCCAAGGAUUCCAAAUGUUGGUACUGCUCUGCUGGAAGAAAAAAAAAAAAAAACAAACCCACCCACGGGAAGAUCAUGGAACAUUUGCCUGGUUCCCAUCUGACCUUCAGGAGGUGGAAAAAUCAUUUGGAUAAAAUAAAAAUUAAAUAAAAUAAUAAAUAAAAAAUAAACUGGAA